AUGCUGACGCUAAGCGAGGAGGCCGUCAAGUCCUUCAAUGACGUCAAGGCAGCUCUUGCGAAAGCAACUCUCCUUGCGCAUCCCCACUUACAUGUUGACCUAACUCUCAUUGAAGAUGCUUCCAGCACUGGCGUUCGUGCAUCCCUCCAGCAGACUGUUGGCAUAGUCUUUCAGCCUUUAGCUUUCUUUCCAAAACAAGCUUAG
Molecule: messenger RNA, 204 nt
Organism: Dibothriocephalus latus
Lineage: Eukaryota; Metazoa; Platyhelminthes; Cestoda; Diphyllobothriidea; Diphyllobothriidae
Source: the annotation of a GenBank genome assembly